UCCGCGCUCCGUUCCUGCCGCCCGCCUUGGCGCCCCCUGUCAUGGCGGCGCCCAGGGAGGAGACACGUGGCCUGUUCGGCCAGGGGGUCCGGGCGGUGCUGGGCAGCUGGGCCGCGCUGCAGAUCGCGGUGGAACAUGGCUUCGGCGGCACCCACGGCCGGGAGAAGGCCGAGUGGAUGGUGGGCGCGGUGGAGCAGUAUUUCCACAGCAACGCGGCCCUGGAGCCGGAUGAGGUGGAGGAUUUCCUCGCUGAGGUGCUGAACAACGAAUUCGACACCAUCAUUGAGGAUGGCAGCUUGGCUGAGGUGAGCCAGCAGCUCCAGUCGCUCUUCACUCACUGCCAGCGUGGCGAGGGGCUGGCCCUGACAGAAGCCAUCGCCCGGCUCACACAGCGGCAGCAGGAGGUGGGCAGGGCAGCCACCCAGGCCCGAUCCGCCGAGGGGAGCAGCAGCGAGGAGGAGGAGGAGGAAGAGGAGAGGCCGGAGGAGGUGAUGGACUGCGGCAGCCCCGGGCCUCCCCCGGCAGAGGACGGCUGGACAGUCGUACGGAAGAAAAAGAAAUGAGGGGGGACCCCCCCCAUGGCACGAGGGGGCUUUGUGGCAGGGGAAUAAACCCAGUGUAGCCACAA
Chelonoidis abingdonii (Abingdon island giant tortoise) is the source of this 628-nucleotide messenger RNA. It is a transcript of the gene TSR2, whose product is annotated as TSR2 ribosome maturation factor. The record is from RefSeq and is a predicted model, not a curated record. NCBI's taxonomy places the organism in Eukaryota, Metazoa, Chordata, Testudines, Testudinidae.